GGCGUCUUCCGGGCCCGGCUGCCGGACGUGGGGGUGGGAGAGAUGUUCCGGGCCGCCAUCAUGAUGGCUGCCAGCCUGGCCUUAACCUCCGCCGUGGUGGCUCACGCCUAUUACCUGAAGCACCAGUUCUACCCCACCGUGGUGUACCUGACCAAGUCUAGUCCCAGCAUGGCGGUGCUGUACAUUCAGGCUUUUGUCCUGGUGUUCCUGCUAGGCAAAUUCAUGGGCAAAGUGUUUUUUGGACAGCUCCGAGCGGCGGAAAUGGAGCAUCUGCUUGAGCGGUCAUGGUACGCCGUGACGGAGACCUGCCUAGCCUUCACCGUCUUCAGGGAUGACUUCAGCCCUCGUUUCGUGGGUCUCUUCACCCUCCUCCUCUUCCUUAAGUGCUUCCACUGGCUGGCUGAGGAUCGGGUGGACUUUAUGGAGAGAAGUCCCAACAUUUCCUGGCUUUUCCAUUUCCGCAUUGUCUCUCUGAUAGUGCUUCUGGCCAUCCUAGAUUUCCUGUUCGUCAGCCACGCCUACCACAGCAUCCUGACCCGGGGGGCCUCCGUCCAGCUGGUCUUUGGCUUUGAGUACGCCAUCCUCAUGACGAUGGUGCUGACCGUCUUCAUCAAGUACCUCCUGCACUCUGUAGAUCUCCAGAGCGAGAACCCCUGGGACAACAAGGCCGUCUUCAUGCUCUAUACAGAACUCUUCACAGGUUUCAUCAAGGUCCUCCUCUACGUGGCCUUUAUGACCAUCAUGAUCAAAGUACACACCUUCCCGCUUUUCGCCAUCCGGCCCAUGUACCUGGCGAUGAGGCAGUUCAAAAAAGCAGUCACGGAUGCCAUCAUGUCCCGCCGGGCGAUCCGCAACAUGAACACACUGUAUCCCGAUGCCACUCCGGAAGAGCUGCAGGCCAUGGAUAACGUUUGCAUCAUCUGCCGGGAGGAAAUGGUGACGGGUGCGAAACGUCUGCCGUGCAACCAUAUAUUCCACACUAGCUGCCUCCGAUCCUGGUUCCAGCGCCAGCAGACCUGUCCCACGUGCCGGAUGGACGUCCUCCGCGCCUCCCUGCCCACGCAGUCGCAGCCGCCCCCCGAGCAGCAGGAGGGAGGGCCGCAUCCGCCACCGCACCAGGCCCCGCUGAUCCCCCAGCCGCCGAACUUCCCCCAAGGCCUCCUGCCUCCGUUUCCUCCUGGGAUGUUCCCUCUUUGGCCCCCCAUGGCUCCCUUCCCGCCAGUGCCAGGGGCCCAGCCCCCGAAUAAUACCGACGGUGCCUCUGUCGCUGCUUCCUCCCCACCCGGAGCCCAACUGGCAGGUGCCACCAGGCCCAGCGGGGACUCGGCAUCCACGUCGGACACUGCAGCCUCCACAGGGACUGUUCCGGGGUUCCCCUUCCCUCCCCCUUGGAUGGGCAUGCCUUUCCCCCCUCUCUUUGGCUUCCCUCCGAUGCCGGUUCCACCUUCCGGAUUUGCAGGGCUGACAGAGGAGGAGCUGCGGGCCAUGGAAGGCCACGAACGGCAACACCUGGAAGCCCGGCUGCAGUGCCUCCAAAACAUUCACACCCUCCUGGAUGCAGCGAUGCUGCAAAUCAACCAGUAUCUCACCGUGCUGGCGACGAUUGGGACUCCUCGAGCCACCCCAACGCCCCCCAGUGCUUCAGCCACUUCGGCGCCCUCUCCCGAGACGCCUGGCCCUGAGUCAAAUUCCAGUGAACCCGCCCCCUCGGCCUCCCAGCCUGCUGACAGCACCUCUUCACCAGAUACGUCUCCAGAGGCAGACAGAGCAGGGGACCCAGCACAGCCAUCCAGCCCCAUCCAGGACGGGGACCCCUCCUCAGAAGAGCCCAAUGCAGCCGAGCUGCGCAGACGCCGACUUCAAAAACUAGAACUCCCUUCUUCCUCUCACUGAGACCCCGGUGAGCCGUGCUCCCUGCCUGGGGUUACUGGCCUAAUGGAUUUCUUUCCCUCCCCCGUCCCCUGCACAAAAUGGAAAAUCGCAGCAAGAAGAACCAAGCCCGCCUCCUUGUGGCAGCAGAGCGCAGAGGGGCAAAAGGAAGACGACUUGGCUGUCUUAACUGGGGCCACCAAGCGCUGACGUGACCAGAGGCGAUGGGGGGCUGCAGUUCUGCAGGACCGUGGCAGGGACAGUGGGCAGGACGCCUAGGCCUGUACCUUUAAGAGGAAUUAGCUGGAUCUUCGGCAAUGCAGACCAGGCAGGCCUGCCUGGUUGCACCAGGAUAGCGCUGCGGCUUGUUUCGAAUCUCUCGUGUCUGUGCCUCGGCUGGAGCGCUGGCCCACAAAAAGCAGGGGAGGGCAGAGUCUCUGCCUCUCAUUUGGGAGGGAGGAAUGUGCUGUUUAAAAGUGGAGACCGAUCCUAGCUUUGAGAGCUUCCUUGCCAAUUAAGCAGAGGUAGAGUUUCCCCCACACCACGUUUUUGUUAUUUGGUCUCCCCUCCUAGGCUGGACGUAUAAGGUUUUUGACUGCUCCUUCCUAAGGAAAGCAGCAAUGUCCUUUGGCAGGGAUAACAAGCUGAAAGAGGAGCUUCUGUUUUUGGAGGGGGAAUUGCCCAGCGGAUGUCUCUCGAUCGCUUCCGCCCCACAAAGCCUUAGUCCUGUUCUCUUCCAUUCCUGGUUUCCUUCCUCUUCCCCUCCUGUGCAGCCAGCCUGGGAUUGGGGGCGGCGGGCGGGGGUGGGCAGGAGGUAUUGCACAGCCUUUGAACGAAUGAAUGAACGUUCUGGCAGAGCACAGCCUCUCUCUGUGGAGCUGAGCAGUUUUGCACCGCAGUAAACCUGUGACUUGAUUUUUUUUUCUGUGCUGCUUUCUUUGGGGAUUUUCCUUUUUUUUUUUAAGCCAAAGGCGCAGGACCAAGGAAGGACCUCAUCUACUGCAGUGAGUGCUUGGCUUCAUCUCAUUCAAGAGGAGAGGCGCCUUAUGCUGCCUCGCUGCUCUUUUGGGUCCAGGAAGGGCAGGGAGUCCGGGGAUAAGAUUUUUCGCUGCUCCUGAGCGCCACGGUCCGGUUUGCUACCCUGAGUUGUAACUCUGGAUAUCUACUCUGGCUGGCAAGGAGAGGUUUGCGGUCCAGGGGGAGCCGCACAUGAACCCUGCAGGAAUCUGGAGAGGUCCACAAGCGUUUUCCUGGCAGGUUUACAUCGUGUCCAUUGGAGGGAAUCGGCUCAGCUCGCCGUUUCCAGUCCUGCUGGUCUGAGGGCCCUCUUCCUUGGCUCUGGUGCUGGAUCGGCAUUGCCAAGAUGAUGCGAUUUUGGCCUUACUCCUGGUUUAGUUUUGGUUGCUGGACAGAAAGAACCCCGUCCCAUUUUUGGUGUGUGUGUGUGGAUUUCCAGUGAGGUGCUGGAAGCUAACGCCUCUGAGAAUGCAGGUACGGCUAGGUGUCCGUGGGUGUGUGUGUGUCUCUGAGCCCUACGGUGGCACUUCGGCCCCCUCUUCUGAUUAGUUGCUGUCCUUUGUGUUUGACCUGUGAAAGGUAUUUGGAAGGACAGAAUAGAGACCAACUUUCCAGGGCAAUUUUUCUUUCGAAAUCUCUGUAGCGAUUCUAAACAAACUGACCUCAUGACCUCUGUAGGUGUCCCCAAGUCCUGGAAACAGGCAAUUUCCUCCCAACUUGUGAUUUUUACCCUCCAGAUGUUUGCUGCUGUUUGUACCUGUUCCCCACUAUCAUGGGGGGGAUGACUUCUGAGUGAGAGAGGCUGUUUCUACAGAAGCAGUGAAACGCCCUCGCUUGGUAGACUUAGCAUUUUCCCCCAUUUUUUUCUAAAGCCUGACCUCCUGCUUUUCCUCUGGAUCACUUCCAGGGAACUUGUUUUUUUUUGAAAUGCUAGACAUCCCACUCCCCCCACCCACGACAAAUCAGCCAAACAUUUGUAUUUUGGGGCUGUUGACUUUUUUCCUGAAGCGCUGUCGUUUUAAGAUGGGUUGGUGAACAGUGUUAUGCUAGAUCUGGAGGCAGAACAGGGCUGGUUGAAAACAUUGAUGUCAAUAAAAGACUGUGCUCAAA
Molecule: messenger RNA, 3996 nt
Organism: Candoia aspera
Lineage: Eukaryota; Metazoa; Chordata; Lepidosauria; Squamata; Candoiidae
Gene: SYVN1
Product: synoviolin 1
Exons: 16
Coding region: 43-1893 (616 amino acids)
Source: RefSeq, a predicted model, not a curated record